AUGGAGGAGGAGGAGGAGGAGGCGCUUAAAAAGCAGCGAGAGAUGACGACGGUGAAUAAUGUUAAAAAGCAACAACCGACGAGGGUGGUAACGACGGGAGUCGCACAAACGCCAAAUAAUAAUACUAACAACACGCAGCAGCAGCAAACGAGAAAUCAGGAGCCGGGGUCGAUCGCGCAGCCAGAUUCGAACACGUUUAAGAACCACUACCAAGAUUUGGUGAUGCUGUACCGAACGCUGCACGAACGAGCGAAAGGACCGAAAACGCUGAAGAAAAGCUUCCUGGUGAGGAAUUUGAGGUACAUCAAACCGAAGAAAAGAAAGAGGAAAUCAACGACGACUGAGAUGAGUGCGGAGACGACAGAAAAGAAGAUUAAGAGUAACGAGAGGAGUAGGAGUAGGAGUAGAGGCGACGACGACGACGAGAGCGACAAAGACGAGAACGAAGAAGAGGAAGAAGAAGAAUCAGAGGACGAGAAGCAACCGAAAGACGAUCAAGACGUGAUGUUUCGAUACUUUUAUAAAGCCAAAGGCAUCGCGGAUUUGAGAGUGAGCGAGAAGACGGAGAGAGCGUACCGGGCGCGGUGUCCGUUUUGCAACCUCAAGCCGAGGAAUUUUAUCGGUUUGUGUCAACACCUGAACGCGUCGCACGAUCAGUUCUAUUUUACGUUUUUACCGGUGAACACGGUGCAGAAGAGGACGCUGACGGAUCCGAACAGAAUGUACGUGGCAAAAUCGGAAGACAGAGUGGUGACCAUGAAUACGAUCGAAGUGAGGAUUAAGAAGACGUCGUUCGUGAUGUGCGAGAACGGACAGGACAAAUUGAACAUGUUAGACGCGACGCUGUUGAAAGACCCGGCGAAUAAAUCGUUUGAGUUCUUUAGCGGAGGAAAAUACCAGAAAGUUGGAACGAAUAAAGUAAUUUUACCGGCGAUUGGGAACUUGGCGCCGACGAAUACGUCCAGUCAAGACGUUCAGAGUAAAACGCACGGGUGGGAGAACGAGUUGGCGAUUUUGAAGAUAAAGUUGAACGAGGAGAUUAGGAAUAAGCAGUUGCAGAAACAAAAUGAGAUGCAGCUCAAAAGCAUCGAGGAGAAUAUCUCGCAAGUUGCGAAGAAAGCGGCGUUGAAAGAGAAAGAGCACAAGAGAGGGUGGGAGGAGAAUCCAUUCGCGCAGUUUUUUACUCCGCAUUAUUACGACCAGAUUUCCUUGGACAAAGCGGCGGCAGUUUUGAACGGAGAAAAUGCAGAGGAACACGUGAAGGAUUUUUACAACAGUCAAAAGAGGAUGUUUGGGAACGAUAUCAAUUUAACCAAAGUUGUUCGCGCGGCGAAAGAAAGAGUGCAAGCGGAAAAUAGAGCCACGGCGGAAUUGGGACAGUUUCACGUCGGCGCGCCAGAACAGCAACAGCGCUUGUUGCAACAGUGGAGCCAUUCGAACAACGUGAAACUACAAGGAGUGGGAGUUAAAAGGAAUCGCGAAGAAGGUGGCGACGGGAGAGAAGAAGAGUUUCCUCUCGGCUACGCCGCUUCGGAGCAGUUGAUACGUCAAAGACUCGCGAAAGAGGCUGAACAGAAAUAUAUAGAGAAGAGGAUAAAAAAGGAAAAAUCGAAACUGGAAAAGAGGAAAUUUGCUUCCCAAGGCGAGCUCGAUAAGGCGGCGAGUCAGAAGAAAAAUUUUCGUCAAUCAGCGCAGUACCAAGAAGUUGUCGCCACGAAGAAGACGACGAUUCAAGAGACGGGCUCGAGAAAAUCAUUCGCCAUCGGCGGUCGGUAUUACCACUCGCGAACGUGUUUACCCAUGAGCAAGAAAAUUUUCAAAACGGAAGACAAAUCUACCAUUCCCGAUUCCGACGACGACGAGAGGGAGCAGGAAGAAAUGUGGGACAAAGAAGACGCGCUGUUUAUAGACGAAUACGUGGACGUGGCGCAAGUCGAGAAAGAUUUCUUUAGAAUGUGGAACAAACACGUGCGUAAAUAUUGCGCCAUGGCGAACAGGCAAAUGCCAGACUGCACGAGUUCGUUCAUGUACGUUCACAAAGAAAAGCUGGUGAAAGACCGCCAGAUGAGAAAGUUGUUUCAUUUACACCUGAUGAACAUGUACGAUUUUGGUGUGUUAUCCGGGAAAGUGAUUCAAGCGCUCGUGGCGAAGAUGAACGAGCUCAGAUGCGAGUCCGAGAAUCACGCACCUAAUUCCAAACUCCUUUCUGAAAAAGAAGAGGAUACGCAAUCAGCAGAGAAAGCUCCUCCUGCGGUGGUUGAAGCGAUCGAAAUAAAAAACUAG
Messenger RNA from Bathycoccus prasinos, 2283 nucleotides. RefSeq lists its product with no specific name. NCBI's taxonomy places the organism in Eukaryota, Viridiplantae, Chlorophyta, Mamiellophyceae, Mamiellales, Bathycoccaceae. Gene Ontology annotation, cellular component: nucleus. Gene Ontology annotation, molecular function: chromatin DNA binding. The record is from RefSeq and is a predicted model, not a curated record. The transcript has a single exon. Bases 1 to 2283 code for a protein of 760 amino acids.